Apis laboriosa (Himalayan honeybee) is the source of this 3036-nucleotide messenger RNA. RefSeq names its product sialin-like. The transcript is spliced from 11 exons. Lineage: Eukaryota; Metazoa; Arthropoda; Insecta; Hymenoptera; Apidae. The coding region runs from base 477 to 2072 and encodes 531 amino acids. Gene Ontology annotation, biological process: monoatomic anion transport; transmembrane transport. Gene Ontology annotation, cellular component: plasma membrane. The record is from RefSeq and is a predicted model, not a curated record. Gene Ontology annotation, molecular function: transmembrane transporter activity.
GGACGUGAAAAUAUCACGGAGCGGGCAUCAAACGGUGUUUCAAGGCUGACCUGGUAUAGGUACUUAUUGUAUCAAGUCUCGUUAACGGGAGAUGUUCAUUCACUCGCGCUCACGGAUGACAAGUACGGUUCGUGGAACACGAGGCGGCCGUAUUGACCCGUGUCACGGAGCGACACGGAGGUGUCGGUGAGAGAUCGGUGCGUUUCUUUCUACGAUCGUAAAAUGUGCAUAAAUCUGUGUAAUUGUCGCGUAAUGAAAACUCGAACUGUCGUGCAUCGACACGUGUGAUAAAUAUGGCAGCGCUCGUUCGUCUUAAACGUGGGAGCGUCCAGUUGAGACAUGCGGCGCUUGAAAUGAAAGGAAACCAAAGUCGAGGUCGUUUGCAUUGCACGGAAUAGUAAUGAGAUAAUAGGGAUAGAAUCGUACGAUAAAAGAGGUAUGCACACGUCGAUUUUGCUCCUUUCGACUAUCGUGAGAUGGAAGAGUUCGUUAAAAGAGGUAGAGUGCAGUUGGUGAAACGUAGCAGUGUUCAGAUAAAGCAAGCCGCAUACGAAGUUCGAGCGGCUGUACGAGCGCGACACAUCGUUGCUGCGCUUGUUGCAGUUGGAUUUGCACUUUGUGGCGCGGUGGAGGUGAGCUCCUCGGUUGCAUUACUUGCCAAUCAAAAAGACAAUCAUGCCAUCAUUGACACAUCGUGGCAUUGUGAAAUGCUGGUCAACAUCAGUAGUCGUAACCGCACCGAAGACUUUGAAGUUAUAUUAAUGGAGUUACCACCCGAAGAACGUGCAGAAUCUAUAAUGAGAGAAGCGUUUUUGUGGGGACAAGUGGCAGGUCCGAUUUUAGGAGGAUGUUUAGUAUGGGGAAGAUCAGGGCCAUCUAUGGUGUUCUCACGUGCUGUUCUUAGUGCUUGCUUGGCAUCUUUAUUGGUGCCAGCUGCAUGGAGAGGCCCGUCCCAUGUAGCGCUUCGUCUGUUUCAGGGAUUAUGUACAGGUGCAACUAUGCCUGCUGCUCACAUGCUCGCUAUGACUUGGUUUAAGAGCACUCAUAGAAGUUGGUACUUCAGUUGUUACGCUGCUGUCAGUGUUGGAUACUGUCUCACAGGAUGGAUAGGAACAGCCGUCGUCCGAAGUUUUGGACGAGAUUCGCUUUGUUAUGGUCUCGUUUGCAUUGCACUAUGUUGGUACUUCUCUUUUGGUCGAUUCGUUAAAGACACACCAAAGUCCUACCAGCACGAUACAAAUGCAGCUGUGAUUCCAUGGGGGAAAUUACUGCGAUCCGUUCCUGUUUGGGCAUCCGCAGUGGCAACGAUGGGAAAUCAAUGGGGCGAUGCAACUCUCGCUCUUGGUAUGACGAAAUAUCUGAAGCUCAUUUAUGGAUUCUCAACGGCCAAUGAUUCUGUUCUGACGACGUUACCUCACAUCGGACAUUUCAUGGCUGCUUUAACAUGUGGUCUUCUCGUGGAUCACGUUCGUGAAUCGAAAAUAGUUUCUACGACCACGGCAAGAAAAUUGGUCGUUUAUACUGCUCAUUUUAUACCAGCUGCCCUACUUUUCGUCGCUGGUUACGCUGGUUGCCAGGCAUUAGGGGCAGCCUGGUUAGGGAUAGCCGCCCUUCUCGUAUCUGGCACCGCACCAGCAGGAGCUUUGGCGGCCAUAGCUGACCUAGCUCCUGUAGAAUCUCCAGCCUGUGCAGCGGCUGCGUGUGCAUUGUGCUCGACUUUAGGCGCGGCAGGUCUAUUGGCCGCUAAUUACUUUGUCACCCAAGCUCUUCAUGGCUCUAUAGCCGGCUCGUGGCGACUGGUGUUCGGUGUCGCCUCCGUCGUUCUGUUAACGACUGCCGCGGUUUUCUUGGCGCUUGGAAAAGGCACGCCGCAACCGUGGAUACCUUCCGUGGCACGGCCACGGAGUCACGAUGCAAUUUACGAGCAAGACGCGUUGGAGCUCGAUUACGAGGACGUGGCGGUGCAAACGGAACCUUUCAAUCCUUAUCCGCUCGAGGAGGACGCCGAAGGCGCGAGAAACGUGCCUCGUUCCGCCUCGGUCCACUCGGAAGUUUCGCAGGCGUCCACCUAGAUUCACGGUCAUACGUGAGAAUUUCGAUAUUCAGAUACCGGAAGUCACACAGUUGCAAACUAUAGGAACACGGUCCAGUUGGCGAAUACCUCCUCGUUUCUUAACGACAACCUUUCACGCGUGCAUCCGGUCCCAGCAGAAAAACCGAAAGGUUGCCUGCCAUGAAAAAAAUUCUUUCCUCCAUUACCGUUAAACUAUCCGUUUCCGUUCUAUUUCUCGAUAAAUACCCAGUUAUUGUAAUCGAUAUCAAUUUCACGAUAUUUGUCGAAUGUUAUUUAAUUCUUAAGUGAAGUGAAAUUUUUUCGAAUUCGUGCACGGAUUAAUUUAUCGAUGAUUUAUCUCUGGGACGAAGAAAGACAUUGUCAUAAUAAUUCUCGAAUAUCAAAUAUUGAUAUCAUUCAUGUAUGUAAAUCGAAAAUUUUUUGAAUCCGUUUUAAAACUGAUUCGAUUGUAUAUUCUUUUGCAAAAAUCAAAAAAAUAUUCGUGAAGUUUGUGCGAUGUAUUUCUAUGGAGAUUUGGCAAGAGGUAAAAAAAAAAAAAGAGUACGUGGAAACUAACGUGCAAAAUCUCAUGAUCUACGCUCCUGUCGUGUAGCGACCGUCUAACAAAUACGAGUUCUCGUAUCCAGCAGCAAAGUGUCGCAACCCGCGAUGCUAAUUACCAACAGGUAGACAUGUUAUUAUUCUUUCUGGUACGCCGGCUCUCAGAGACUUAUGAAAUGAAUUUUCACACCAUAUAGUUUAUAUCUAUCAUCUAUCUCGUUUUUAUUUCGAUAUAAGUAUAUUACACUAAUUUCGUAUAAAAUUAUAUUUACAAUAUGGAAUGAAGAACGUUAAUUUGGAUACGUUCAAUAUUCAAUUGAAGUAAAUUCAAAUUCGAGUUAUUGAAUUAUCGGUAAAUUUAAAAUUUAAAAUUGCAAUACAACAAGAAUAUCGUGGACAAAAAUAAGAAUGACUGAAUCAAA